GGUCCCGCGCAGGCGCGGUGAGGCCUGUCUGACCGACCUUCAGCCGGGCCGGUACCACCAUGUUCUCUCGGGCGGGCGUCGCUGUGCUCUCGGGCUGGGCAGUGCAACCGCAAUGGUAUGGCCGCUGGCGAGGGGACGGGAGGGUUACGAGGAACGCAGGAGCUCGGUCAGGGGAAGGAGGAAGCGAGUGGAGGAUCCAAGUUCGAAAUAUGGCAACUUUAAAAGAUAUUACCAGACGACUAAAGUCGAUCAAAAACAUCCAGAAAAUCACCAAGUCUAUGAAAAUGGUAGCAGCAGCAAAAUAUGCCCGAGCUGAGAGGGAGCUGAAACCAGCUCGAGUGUACGGGAUAGGAUCUUUGGCUCUGUAUGAAAAAGCUGAUAUUAAGGUGCCUGAAGACAAGAAGAAGCACCUGCUUAUCGGUGUGUCCUCAGAUCGAGGGCUCUGUGGUGCUAUUCAUUCCUCGGUUGCUAAACAGAUGAAAAAUGAGGUGGCCACGCUCACAGCAGCCGGGAAGGAAGUCAUGCUUGUUGGAAUUGGUGAUAAAAUCAGGGGUAUACUUCAUAGGACUCACUCGGACCAGUUUCUGGUGUCCUUCAAAGAAGUGGGAAGAAAACCUCCUACUUUUGGAGAUGCAUCCGUCAUUGCCCUUGAACUGCUAAAUUCUGGAUAUGAAUUUGAUGAAGGGUCUAUCAUCUUUAAUCGGUUCAGGUCUGUCAUCUCGUACAAGACAGAAGAAAAACCUAUCUUUUCCCUUGAAACCGUUGCAAGUGCUGAGAGCAUGAGCAUCUAUGAUGAUGUCGAUGCUGACGUGCUGCAGAAUUACCAAGAAUACAGUUUGGCCAACAUCAUCUACUAUUCGCUAAAGGAGUCCACCACGAGUGAGCAAAGUGCCAGGAUGACGGCUAUGGACAACGCCAGCAAGAAUGCUUCCGAGAUGAUUGACAAACUGACUUUGACGUUCAAUCGCACCCGCCAGGCUGUCAUCACGAAGGAGUUGAUUGAAAUCAUCUCUGGUGCAGCAGCUCUGGAUUAAUGAAAACCAAGUUUCAUCCUCAGACAAGAGGUAAAGAAGAAUAAUUCAGCCAGCUGAUUUUAUUUUUAGCUUACUGCUGUCCUUGUCAGAAGAAAUUGUUGGUCCAUUGUUUAACCAAUAAAGACAGCAAGAUGUUUGUAAAUUAUCUUACAAUAAACAACUUACCAUAAGAAA
Molecule: messenger RNA, 1208 nt
Organism: Mustela lutreola (European mink)
Lineage: Eukaryota; Metazoa; Chordata; Mammalia; Carnivora; Mustelidae
Gene: ATP5F1C
Product: ATP synthase F1 subunit gamma
Exons: 10
Coding region: 60-1034 (324 amino acids)
Biological process (GO): proton motive force-driven ATP synthesis
Molecular function (GO): proton-transporting ATP synthase activity, rotational mechanism
Source: RefSeq, a predicted model, not a curated record